Molecule: messenger RNA, 1792 nt
Organism: Theobroma umbraticum
Lineage: Eukaryota; Viridiplantae; Streptophyta; Magnoliopsida; Malvales; Malvaceae
Source: RefSeq, a predicted model, not a curated record
UUACUUAAUCGUUUUUCUGCCCCUUAGUUUCUAUAUGGUAAGCAUCAUUUACCUUGAAUGUUCACUUCAAUUCACUGCUCAUUACUCAAAGAUGGGUUCAUUUGGAGCCACUAAAUCUCAUGCGGUAUGUGUUCCAUUUCCAGCACAAGGCCAUGUUAACCCCAUGAUGCAACUAGCUAAGAUCUUGCACUCAAGAGGGUUCCACAUAACCUUUGUUAACACCGAGUUCAACCAUGGGCGCUUGAUCCGGUCUAGAGGGGAAGAAGACGUUAAGGGUCUGCCGGAUUUCCGGUUCGAAACCAUUCCAGAUGGGCUGCCGCCUUCUGAUCGUGAUGCAACGCAAGAGGUUCCAUCACUAUGCGAAUCCACAAGGAAGACUUGCUUCGCUCCAUUCUUGGAACUAAUAGCUAAGCUAAAUUCCUCACCCGAACUGCCUCCUGUUACUUGCAUAGUUUCUGAUGGAAUCAUGAACUUCGGUAUCAAGGCUGCUGAUGUACUAGGCGUACCAUACGUUCAGCUCUGGACUUCUUCAACUUGUGGGUUUUUGGGCUAUUUGAAGUACAGAGAACUAAUCGAAAGAGGCAUUGUUCCAUUCAAAGGUACGAUAUAUAUAUUUAAGAUUGUCUCUUUGCAACGAUCUCUUAGCCUGCUACGUUAUUUGCAGCUAUGGAUUGAAUGUCUGAAAAUAGAUUCUCAUUAUCCAUGUUCGGAUGAAAAUUUCGUUAGUGAUGGGACUCUUGAUAUGCCGAUUGAUUGGGUCCCCGGUACGAGUAACAUGCGCCUCAAGGAUAUUCCAAGCUUCAUCAGAACCACCAAUCCCGACGACAUUAUGUUAAAUUUCGCCAUGUCAGUUACAGAAGAAUGCUUAAAAUCUUCUUCAAUAAUUUUCAACACAUUUGAUGAGUUAGACGAAGAAGUGUUAGAAGUCAUUGCAGCCAAAUCCCCUGAUAAUUAUGCAAUUGGUCCACUUAGCUUGCUUAGUAGGCAAAUUCCAGAGAGCCAAUGCAAGUCACUAAAUUCAAGCUUAUGGAAAGAAGACGCAAGAUGUAUCGAAUGGCUUAACAAAAUGGAACCCAAGUCAGUGGUGUAUGUGAAUUAUGGUAGUGUGACUGUAAUGUCAGAUCAUCAUCUGCAAGAAUUUGCAUGGGGACUGGCAAACAGCAAGCUCCCAUUUUUAUGGAUAGUAAGGCCUGAUGUGGUCAUGGGCGAGUCCGCUAUUUUGCCUAAAGAAUUCGUGGAAGAGGUAAAGGAUAGAGGAAUCAUAACAAGUUGGUGCCCCCAAGAGCAAGUAUUGUCCCACCCAGCAGUAGGUGUUUUCCUGACACAUUGUGGGUGGAAUUCUAUGUUAGAAGCCAUAUGCGACGGUGUGCCUCUAAUCUGCUGGCCUUUCUUUGCUGAGCAACAGACAAAUUGUCGAUAUGCUUGCACCACAUGGGGCAUUGGCAUGGAAAUCAAUCCGAACGUCAUGCGUGACGAUGUCGAGGCUCUUGUGAAGGAAAUGAUGGAAGGAGAUAAGGGAAAAAGGUCGAGGCAAAAGGCUGCGGAAUGGAAGAAGAAAGCUGAAGCUGCUAAUAGUAUUGGAGGAUCUUCUCUUGGUAAUUUUGAUAGAAUGAUUAAGAAGGCUCUCCACCAUGGUUAAGUAGUAAAACUAGCUAGAUUACAAGUACCGUUAAUAAAUAAAACAAGGUUGGUUUUUCUAUCCUUACUUGAAUCAAUAUUGUAUCAUUGACCCACCUUGUGGUCCUUUCUGCUUUCAGUCCACUAAAUAAAUAAUACUAUUUGAGAUCAGUAU